AUGGAGGCGGCGGCGGGCGGGCGCGGCGGCUUCCAGCCGCACCCGGGGCUGCAGAAGACGCUGGAGCAGUUCCACCUGAGCUCCAUGAGCUCGCUGGGCGGCCCGGCGGCCUUCUCGGCGCGCUGGGCGCAGGAGGCCUACAAGAAGGAGAGCGCCAAGGAGGCGGGCGCGGCCGCCGUGUCCGCCCCGCUGCCCGCCGCCGCCGCCGAGCCGCCGCCCGUGCUGCACCUGCCCGCCAUCCAGCCGCCGCCGCCCGUGCUGCCCGGGCCCUUCUUCAUGCCGUCCGACCGCUCCACCGAGCGCUGCGAGACCGUGCUGGAGGGCGAGACCAUCUCGUGCUUCGUGGUGGGCGGCGAGAAGCGCCUGUGCCUGCCGCAGAUCCUCAACUCGGUGCUGCGCGACUUCUCGCUGCAGCAGAUCAACUCCGUGUGCGACGAGCUGCACAUCUACUGCUCGCGCUGCACGGCCGACCAGCUGGAGAUCCUCAAAGUCAUGGGCAUCCUGCCCUUCUCGGCGCCCUCGUGCGGGCUCAUCACCAAGACGGACGCCGAGCGCCUGUGCAACGCGCUGCUCUACGGCGGCGCCUACCCGCCGCCCUGCAAGAAGGAGCUGGCGGCCGGCCUGGCGCUGGGCCUGGAGCUGCGCGAGCGCAGCCUGCGCGUGUACCACGAGUGCUUCGGCAAGUGCAAGGGGCUGCUGGUGCCCGAGCUCUACAGCAGCCCGAGCGCCGCCUGCAUCCAGUGCCUCGACUGCCGCCUCAUGUACCCGCCGCACAAGUUCGUGGUGCACUCGCACAAGGCGCUGGAGAACCGGACCUGCCACUGGGGCUUCGACUCGGCCAACUGGCGGGCCUACAUCCUGCUGAGCCAGGACUACACGGGCAAGGAGGAGCAGGCGCGCCUGGGCCGCUGCCUGGACGACGUGAAGGAGAAGUUCGACUACGGCAACAAGUACAAGCGGAGGGUGCCCCUGGUCUCCUCUGAGCCCCCCGUCUCCAUCAGAAAAACAGACGACGCUCCCUCCCAGCACCCUGCAUCUUCGGAGAAGGACAAGCAGUCCAGCUGGCUGCGGACCCUGGCCAGCUCCUCCAGCAAGAGCCUGGGCUGUGCUCACCCUCGCCAGCGCCUCUCCGCCUUCCGACCCUGGUCCCCUGCGGUUUCUGCCAGCGACAAGGAGCUCUCCCCCCACCUCCCAGCCCUGAUUCGAGACAGCUUUUACUCCUACAAGAGCUUCGAGACCGGUGUGGCCCCCAAUGUGGCCCUGGCGCCGCCGGCCCAGCAGAAGGUCGUGAGCAGCCCGCCAUGUGCCACCAUCGUCUCCCGGGCGCCCGAGCCCCACGCCUCCUGCAUCCAGCCACGGAAGCGCAAGCUGGCGGCCGACACGCCCGGGGCCCCGGAGGCGCAGGCCCCCACGGCCGCCCCGGAGGAGGACAAGGACUCGGAGGCCGAGGUGGAGGUGGAGAGCAGAGAGGAAUUCACCUCCUCCCUGUCCUCGCUCUCCUCGCCGUCCUUUACCUCAUCCAGCUCGGCCAAGGACCUGAGCUCCCCAGGGGUGCACGCUCCGCCCGCCCCGCCCUCGGCCCCCGACACUGCGGCCCCCAGCGACCCCCCGAGCGGGGGGCUGGAGGCGGAGCUGGAGCACCUGCGCCAAGCGCUGGAGGGCGGCCUGGACACCAAGGAGGCCAAGGAGAAGUUCCUGCACGAGGUGGUCAAGAUGCGCGUCAAGCAGGAGGAGAAGCUGAGCGCCGCCCUGCAGGCCAAGCGCAGCCUCCACCAGGAGCUGGAGUUCCUGCGCGUGGCCAAGAAGGAGAAGCUGCGGGAGGCCACAGAGGCGAAGCGCAGCCUGCGCAAGGAGAUCGAGCGCCUCCGCGCCGAGAACGAGAAGAAGAUGAAGGAGGCCAGCGAGACGCGGCUGCGCCUCAAGAGGGAGCUGGAGCAGGCGCGGCAGGCCCGGGUGUGCGACAAGGGCUGCGAGGCCGGCCGCCUGCGCGCCAAGUACUCGGCCCAGAUCGAGGAUCUGCAGGUGAAGCUGCAGCACGCGGAGGCCGACCGCGAGCAGCUGCGGGCAGACCUGCUGCGGGAGCGCGAGGCCCGGGAGCACCUGGAGAAGGUGGUGAAGGAGCUGCAGGAGCAGCUGUGGCCGCGGCCCCGCCCGGACGCCGCCGGCAGCGAGAGCGCCACGGAGCUGGAGCCCUAG
This is a messenger RNA of Pipistrellus nathusii (Nathusius's pipistrelle), 2196 nucleotides long. NCBI's taxonomy places the organism in Eukaryota, Metazoa, Chordata, Mammalia, Chiroptera, Vespertilionidae. The record is from the annotation of a GenBank genome assembly.